This is a messenger RNA of Rhopalosiphum maidis (corn leaf aphid), 4680 nucleotides long. Its product is annotated as one cut domain family member 2-like. The coding region runs from base 385 to 2895 and encodes 836 amino acids. Gene Ontology annotation, molecular function: RNA polymerase II cis-regulatory region sequence-specific DNA binding; DNA-binding transcription factor activity, RNA polymerase II-specific. Gene Ontology annotation, cellular component: nucleus. The transcript has 6 exons. Gene Ontology annotation, biological process: regulation of transcription by RNA polymerase II. NCBI's taxonomy places the organism in Eukaryota, Metazoa, Arthropoda, Insecta, Hemiptera, Aphididae. The record is from RefSeq and is a predicted model, not a curated record.
CGACGCCACCGUCGCCGCCACCGACGACGCUGCCGACGACAGCGCAUCUGACGCGCGCGGAAUCACCGUCACACGCCGCGUAGGAGGCAGCGCGCGCGAAAUGUUUUCGGACACCGCCGCACCAAUGUCGUUGUUGUUCCUCCGGCACCGGCGGACCGCCGAAUAGUGCGUGUGCGCCCGCACAUACCGCGACAACCGGUCGACACCGACGGCUGUUAAUCGUAAUUUUUUUUUUCGCUGCGUACACGUGGCGAGUUACAUUACAUUACACUUAUACAGACGGACCGCGUGUGUAUUAACCUUAUCUACAGCCUGUGAGUGUGCCCUCGCGCGGCGCGUGACGACAGUACGAGACACGCGGACCCGGCGAACGUUCUUCGCCGGAUGGAAAACGUUCACAACAUGGCGCCAGAGUCGCCGCUCAACGAAGUAGUGGUCGAGACAAUCGAUUCGCCGCAAGACGUGCGGGCGCACGUCGACGCCGGUCGGCAGUCCGCGUGCCCCGUCGCCGAGCCGCCACCGACACGCGAACUGUGCAUCACGCGAGUGCCGCGAUCGCAGCCCGCCAGCAGGAUCGUGUGCCAUGCACGUUGUUCGCGGCCCGUCCAGCAAGACGACGACUCGGACGACGACCUGAUGGACGACGACGACCUGGACGAAGAAAACGACGACGACCACAACGACCACAAUAACCACCACCACCAGCAGCAGCAGCAGCAGCACCACCACCACCAACAAAACAACCGAGGCCACCAACACCAGCAGCACCACCAGAACCAGCACCACCAAGCCCACCAUCACCAACAACACCACCAGAACCAACACCAUCCGCACCAACAGCAGCAGCAGCAGCAGCAGCAGCAGCAACACCAUCACCAAAACAACGAACGGUCGCCGGUCGAGAGUAACGGUGGUGGCAGUCGCCGCGGCGUAGGCGGUACGGUCGUGGUCAGAGGUGGCUGCGGUGGCGGUGGAGGGAGCGCCGGUAGCGGCGGUGUCGUCAGCGGCGGAGGCGGCGGUGUCAUCGUCGAAGACGUCAAACCGCCCGAGAGCACCAUCACCGUGAUCGUUCACCACCCGGACGACGACCGGGCGAACCGAUCGGCCAGACUCAACCCCAGACAUUCCGUCAGCGUGGCCGGAAUGAUCGAGUCGCAAGACUACCACCGCUCCGGGACCGGCAACAACAGCGUUCUCCAGCUGCACCACCAGCAGCAACAGCAACAGCAGCAGCAGCAGCAGCAGCAGCAGCAGCAGCAACAGCAACAGCAGCAGCAACAGCAACAGCAACAGCCCGAGCCAACUUACCAGACGCUCACGUCGGUCAACGGCAGGAUGUCGCCGCCCGGCUACAGCCCCAACUCGUCGUACGCCACGCUCACGCCGCUCCAACCGUUGCCGCCCAUAUCGACCAUGUCCGACAAGUUCGUGUACGGUCACUCCAACAACGUGUCCGGUUCGUUCACGGUCAUGCAGAACAACAUUGGCGGCCUGGGCAUGGUGGUCAACAGCCCGUACACGUACGACAAGAUGGGCAUGCACUCGCCCAACCACUAUUCGCCCACGCACAUGCACCACAUGCCGCCGCAACAGGGCUCGCCGAUAUCGCCGCAGAGCGCGUCGUACAGUCAAAACGGCGGCGGCGGUGGCGGCGGCCUAAACUCGCCGCAGAAGAGCAUGUCGUCGCCGAACAGCUGCUACGACUCGCCGUACACGCAGAUCGGCCCCGGCGGCCGGUCGGGCACGGGUAACGCGAUGCACAGUCCCGACCUCAGCCAAAACUCGGGAUCGCUGCACUCGCCGCCGAUGUCCAGUUACGGCGGCACCACCACGCUGUCCAACGUGAACGGGCUGACCACCAUCACGCCGCAUCCCGGCCGAGGCGGUGGUGGCGUCGUGGUGUCUCCCAGGCACUCGCCGUCGCUGGUCAUACACCCGAUCAUACAGCCCCAGGAGGUAGUGGUCACCACGUCCUCGCCCUCGCCGCCCGACCACUCGCAGAGGAUGCAGAUGAUGCACCAGCAGCAGCAACAGCAACAGCAGCAGCAACAGCAACUGCAACAGCAGCAGACCACGCUGAUCAAGACUCAAUCGAUCACCACCACCACUACGGUUCUGGUGCAGAACGCGUCGUCGGCGUCCGGGUCGAACGGCAGCGGUUCCGACAUGGAGGAGAUCAACACUAAAGAGCUGGCGCAGCGGAUCAGCGCCGAGCUGAAACGGUACAGCAUACCGCAGGCGAUAUUCGCGCAACGAGUGCUGUGCCGGUCGCAGGGCACGCUGUCCGACCUGCUCCGCAACCCCAAGCCCUGGUCCAAGCUGAAAUCCGGCCGGGAGACGUUCCGCCGCAUGUGGAAGUGGCUCCAGGAACCCGAAUUCCAGAGGAUGUCGGCGCUCCGCUUGGCAGGUACGCACGAUGAUUCUUCUUCUAACCUUGGUCAAGACUUAGAAGGUAUGUUAUUGGCAGAAAACGGACUGCAAAAUGUUACAACACCAAAUGUCGGAAAUUACAUCAACAACAUGGUAGCUCAAAUUCCACAGCAAACCCCUCCUUGCAAACGAAAAGAAGAAUCCCAACCUAUUGUUCCUGAUCAUUCAACUGCACCCAAAAAACCACGUUUGGUCUUUACCGAUCUUCAACGACGAACACUACAAGCUAUUUUUAAGGAAACGAAAAGGCCGUCAAAAGAAAUGCAAGUGACCAUAGCUAGGCAAUUAGGUCUGGAACCAACUACAGUCGGCAAUUUCUUCAUGAAUGCCAGGAGACGAUCGAUGGAUAAGUGGAAGGAUGAAGAUCCAAAAGUAAUGGCGGCAUCGAACCACCAUCAAGACGACAUUGUAGUUAGCAUGCAAACAGGGACACAUAUGGGUAACCACCAGUCUGAAGUGUUGUGACCAAUAAUUAAUUAGGAUGAAUAUAGAUAUUUAUUCCAAAAUGUUAGAGUACAAUAUCGAAAUGUGAUUUAUUUUCUGGUCAGUUAUACUAUAAAAGUUAAUAGGUAUAUAUUUUUUUCUGUUUUUACAUAAAAAUAUUAUCUCGAGAUAUAUAUAUAUAUAUAUAUAUAUAUAUAUUAUGGUAAGGCAACAUAACAUAUUUUCCUAUAAUUUUAUCCCUAUUUGAUUUAAUCGAAACACUUCACCAUAACCGCAUGUUCCCACUCGCCAUCACAAAAUCAUAAUAAUUGAAAAUAAACAAAUCAUGUAAAAAUCGAAAAUCGAUUGACUUCUGUGUAUAUUCAUUAUUUGAUUAUACCAAUAAAUGUAUUUAUUUAUUUUCGUGGAUAUCUAUAAUACCAAUGCUACGUUAUUGUAAAAUAGUUUAUAUCAAUGAUUACAUAUUUUGUUUUAUAUAACAACAGUAUAAUAUAAUUACGCUUUAAAUAUUAUUAAAUUAAAACAUAUUGUACUGCUUUUGUUGAAAACCACUUCACUGAUGUUAAUACAAUAUUUACCUAAUGAUCUCUUCGCAUAUGUAGUCAUUUGAAGUAUAUAAUAUUAUUAAGGCCCAACUACAACCUUUAAUGAUUGUUCAAUCGAAUAAAAUUAUCUAGUCAAAAACCGCUCAAUUUACAUAAAAAUUGAAAAAACAUAUUUAUAAACAAUUCUUUUGAAGUAUAUAUUUUUAUCGCAACUUUGUGCUUUCACAAAUUUUACCAAAAUGUAUUCCGUCAUAAUAUUUUGUAAUACCUAACAUAAAAACAACAGUAAUAAAAGAACAAAGUAAAAUAUGGUCUUAAUAAAUAAUUCAUUAAAACAAAAUAAUUUAUAACGAGCUUAAAUAUUUUUAAUUGAAUAUUAAUAUUUUUUCAUGAAACUGAUUACCAAGUAGAAAUUCCUAACGAAAUCGCAUUGUUCGCGUCCGAGUUUCUAAUAGAAAUUAAAUUUUAGUGAUUCCUUAAACAUUCCAUAGUUAUUAUCAUUUCUAGUCAAAAUAGUGCAAUCGACUUAAUGUCAAAUUUAAUAAUUAGUGAUUUUUAUAUUAUUUUAUUUUAUUUUAGUUAUUAAUUUAUUUAUUUUUGUUUUCGACCCGAGUUUUUUGUUUUGUGGUUUUUCUGAAAACAAUACAAUGGUUUAAUUUUUUUUAUGGUGUUUGAAGUAAAAGAAAGUAUCAAACAAAAUAACAAUGAUUAAACUAAGGGUAAUUUGGUUGCUCAGAGAUUGUUAAUAUAUUGGUCUUAACUUAAAAUCUCUUAUGGAAAAAUCAAUUACCUGAAUCACAUGCAAUUUUUGUUUUUGUCAAAAUUUUUUUUUAAUUCGUUUUUUUCUUCUCAACUUUUGAAAUCUUUAAAAUGUAUUAAUAAAAACGACAUUCAUUCAUAAUAUUAUCUUUUUACCUGCGUCCUAUAGUAUUCCACUAUUCCAGCCAAUUAUGAUUAAGUAUUUUUUACUAAUUGAUUAUUUUAUUCCCAUACAAAGAAUUCCAAACAUCAGAUUAAAAUUCAGAUUUCUUGCACAGAUUCUUCGUCUGUUAAAUAUUUUAUUUUUCAUGUGUACAUUAUAAGAGCCCAAUAGUGUGUAGUAUAAUUUAAUGUAAGUUUAGUGCGUAUGUGUGGUUGCCUAGCCAGUAAAUUAUUUUUAAUAAAACGAGAAUAUAUUAUUAUUAUAUAUAAUUUGUAUCAUAGAUUUUUCUAUUAUGCAUCCGAUUUAUUUGUAACAAAAUAAUUAAUACACAUGCACAUU